Molecule: messenger RNA, 3672 nt
Organism: Saprolegnia diclina VS20
Lineage: Eukaryota; Oomycota; Saprolegniomycetes; Saprolegniales; Saprolegniaceae
Exons: 4
Coding region: 66-3539 (1157 amino acids)
Biological process (GO): vesicle transport along actin filament; actin filament organization
Cellular component (GO): cytoplasm; myosin complex; actin cytoskeleton
Molecular function (GO): ATP binding; microfilament motor activity; actin filament binding
Source: RefSeq, a predicted model, not a curated record
UUCUCGGCAUUCGUCUCAUUCUUGCAUAUUGCAGCUUGGGAUCAAGCCAGUCGACGCCAGCAUCGAUGUCGACCUUCGGUGAGCAGUCCAUGGGCGCGCUCGUCUGGGUGCCCCAUGACAACGAGGUCUGGAAGAAGGCCCAGGUCGUCGAGAAGCCGACCGAGACGACGGUCACCGUCCGCCUCAUCGCCGACAGCGACGACUACGACCCGGAAGACGGCGUCGUCAAGACCUUUGACGUGCGCGAGAUCGCCAAGCUCGCGGGCGAGGUCUCGGCCACCGCGAUGCCUAUCUGCAACACCUUUGAGAAGCUCGGCGUCGAGGACAUGUGCACGCUCAACCACCUGCACGAGCCGGCGGUCCUGAAGAACCUGCAAUUGCGCCACGCGCAGAGCAUCCCGUACACAUACACGGGCCAGAUCUGCAUUGCUGUCAACCCGUACAAGUGGCUAGACCUCUACGGCGAGGACCUCUACCAAAAGUACUUGAACCAGCCGCGGGCCGAGCUUGCGCCGCACCCGUUUGCGCUCUCCGCCACCUCGUACCUCGACAUGCGCAAGCACCGCAUCGAGCAGAGCAUCCUCGUGAGCGGUGAGUCGGGUGCUGGCAAGACCGAGACGGUCAAGAUCAUGAUGCACCACUUGGCGUCCGUCUCUGGCGGCGGCGAGAAGGGCUCGACCGUCAUCGACCAAGUGCUCAAGUCCAACCCGCUCCUCGAAGCCUUUGGUAACGCCAAGACGAAGCGCAACGACAACAGUUCGCGCUUUGGCAAGUUUGCGCAGCUGCAGUUUGAUACGAGCGGGUACCUCAUUGGCGCGCGCUGCGAGACGUACUUGCUCGAGAAGAGCCGCGUCGUGGGCCAGACCGAGGGCGAGCGCAACUACCACAUCUUCUACCAAGUGUUUUCGCUGGCCUCGGAGCUCAAGAAGACGCUCUUCCUCGAGGGCAACGUCGCCGACUACAAAUUUGUCAAGGUCGGUGCGGGCUCGCGCGUCGACAACACGGACGACUCGGUGUUUCUCCAAGAGACGAAGGAUGCCAUGGACACGAUCGGGAUCGACGACCGCGAGCAGCACGGUAUCUUUGAGAUCGUCUCGGCCAUCUUGAACCUCGGCGAGGUCGCGUUCACGGCGGUCAACGCCGAGAGCAGCCAAGUCUCAACGUCCGAGAACCUCGCCGCCGUCGCGGCGCUUCUCAAGACGGCGCCGGAAGCGCUCACCAAGACGCUCUGCCAGCGCACCAUGACGACGCGUGGCGAGACGUUCACGAUCCCGCUCAAGGUCGACCAGGCCUUUGACCUCCGCGACGCGUUCGCCAAGGGUAUUUAUUCGCGCCUCUUCGACUGGCUCGUCGGGCGCAUCAACCGGGCCAUUUGCUCGACCAAGAACGUCUCGUCGCACAUUGGUCUCCUCGACAUCUUUGGCUUCGAGUCGUUUGACCACAACGGCUUUGAGCAGCUCUGCAUCAACUACGCCAACGAGAAGCUCCAGCAAAAGUUCAACAGCGACAUCUUCAAGACCGUCCAGGCCGAGUACAUUGAAGAGGGCAUCCCGUUGGACUUGGUGACCUUCGAGGACAACCAGCCGAUCCUCGACCUCAUCGAAGGCAAGCUCGGCAUCGUCGACAUGCUCAACGAGACGGGUCUCCAGCCCAAGGGCGACGACCGCAUGUUUGUCAACAAGGUCAACGAGUCGUUCGCGGACCACAAGAACUAUGAGAAGAUCCGCACCAACCCGAUGCAGUUCAAAAUCCUCCACUACGCCGGCGACGUGACGUACGACGGCACCAAGUUCCUCGACAAGAACAAGGACACGCUGCCCGCGGACCUCAUGGAGCUCCUCGCGUCGAGCCAGUCGUCGUUCAUCCGCGACGUCUUCCCUGAGCUCGCCAAGGGCGGCGUCUCCAAGGACAAGAAUGCCAAGCCGCCGUCGCGCCGCCAGGGCUUCCUCGUCGGCAACACGAUCGCGGGCUCGUUCCGCAAGCAGCUCGGCGAGCUCAUGGACCAGAUCGCCAAGACGUCGACGCAGUACGUCCGCUGCAUCAAGCCCAACGCCAACAAGAGCGCGACCAAGUUUGACCGGCACAUGGUCGUCGAUCAGCUCCGGUGCGCCGGCGUCAUUGCCGCGAUUCGCAUCAGUCGCGCGGCGUUCCCGAACCGCCUCUCGCUCAAGGAGUUUACGUCUCGCUUUGCCAUCAUUUGCCCGUCCAAGCUCCGGUCGGCGCCGCCCGAGGCCAUGGUCCACGGCCUCCUCGAGAUCCUCGGCAUCUCCGAGUCCUCGUCUCGCAACGCGCGCUUUGCGAUCGGCCGCACCAAGGUCUACUUCUCGUCCGGUCUCUUGCAACAGCUCGAGGACCGGCGGAACGAGCUUCUUCGCAGCUUUGCACUCUGCCUCCAGCGCAACCUGCGCAUGUACGCAGCCCGCGCCCGCUACCGCCGAGUCCGCGCCGCCGUCAUCGUGCUCCAAGCCCACCUCACGGCGUAUGUCGCUGGCGUGCGCGCGCGGCGUGAAUUCCUCGCGCUUCGCACUGGGGUUUUGGGUGCACAAGCGCGGUGGCGCGGGCUCGUCCAGCGUCGCGCAUUCCGCGUCCUUCUCGUUGCUGAGCGCCAGCGCAAGGAGGCCGAGCGACUUCGGAUCUUGGCUGAGGCCGAGGCGCAGGCGCAACUCGAGCGCGCCGCCAAGCUCCAAGCCGCAUCGGCCUCGCCGGCCAAGACGAUGGCGUGGGAAGACGACGAAGACGAAGUACCAGCGUCUCCGCGACCGACUUACCACGAGUCGCUUAUCGAGAAGAGCUCGCAUGCUGAGCUACUGGCGCGUGUGGGCCAAGCAGAGGCGCUUGCACUGGAAGCGCGCGAGGCUGCGGAGGGCGCGAUGGCGCUCAACGAGUUCCUUCAGAAGGAGAACCAGGAGCUCAAGGCCAAACUCGCUCAAAACGUGCACGAGUACGCCGACGCAGAGCUCAAGGACGACAACGACCGGCUCAAGCGCGAGCUCAUGCAACUGCAGAGCAAGGUCGCGCGCAGCGAAGAAGUGUCGUUGAUGUCGGCCAGGGUGGUUGACAGCCGCAUUACCUUUCGCGAAGGCCGGCAGUUUGUCGAGUACAAGCUCCAGAUCGAGACCAACAACCGAGGCACGCUGUACGUGUGGCACCGCUACUCGACGUUCCGAAACCUCGCGACGACGCUCCAGACCAAGAACGGGUACCGCCGCAAGGACAUUCCGGACCUCCCGAACAAGCAGCUCUUUGCGUCGCUCUCGGAGAAGAUCGUCCAGGAGCGCAUCCAAAAGCUCAACGAGUUCCUCGAAGCCGCGACCAACACCGACUACCUCCAGUGGGGCAUUCGCGUCGACCAAGACACGUGCGUCUACAAGCGCCGGACGCGGUCGUCGUCGGGCUCGACCGACUCGAUGCGGGCCGACAUGCGCGAGUCGAUGGUGUCGACGAUUGCGUCGUCGGACGCCAGCCACUCGCCGCGCAGCUCGAGCCGCGAAUCCUUCUCGAUCCGCGAGUCCUUCUUCGGUCGCCGGAAGCACUCGUAAGCAGCUCCUUCAGUCGUUGUCGUCCUGUCGUAGCUACCGUCCUAAUAUAUAAUCUCAUUCUCCUGCGCCCCACACUCCGAGAAUGAGCUCUGUGCAUGAUCGGUGGUCAAAGCGCCCAAAUCUGGAGGGACGC